Messenger RNA from Triticum aestivum (bread wheat), 2972 nucleotides. RefSeq lists its product as uncharacterized. Bases 164 to 2275 code for a protein of 703 amino acids. The record is from RefSeq and is a predicted model, not a curated record. The transcript is spliced from 3 exons. Lineage: Eukaryota; Viridiplantae; Streptophyta; Magnoliopsida; Poales; Poaceae.
GGUUUAGGUGGGAGAGAGAAAAGGAGGAGGAGUUGGAUAUCCUUGUAUUCUCAAAAAAAAAAAGUUGGAUAUCCUUGUUCCUCCGUUCCCCUUACCUCGCGCCGCCGCCACCGGACCAACCCACAACAAUCCAGUCCCCUCUGUCUCUCCUUGGCCGCCUGCGAUGGCGCGGGUGUCCAACCCUUGCCAUCCGGAUCUCCGGAUCUACGAGCCGAAUUUCGCUUCCGAGCAACCCCGGCUCAAGGAAGAGUCUAAGUCCAGAUCUUAUCUGCUGCAGAAAAUCCGCUCCUACUACGGCAAGGCGCAGAAGCUGCUCGGGCGCAGCCACCGCCUGCAGGGCCUCUGCGUCGGCCUCCUCGACCCGGCAUCCAACAUCGUGAUCAACAGUCUCAUCGAGCGCAAGCACGAGCGCGAGCGCGACCGCGACCAUAGAUCUACCACCUGCGAGGUUGUGGUAGAGGAUGACCUGAAGCGCCGGUCGCUUGACGGCAUGGUUGUCUUCCUCACCCGCUUAUUCCCCAACCUGUCGGAGGGCCUGGCCGUGCGCUACCUGCGACUCGCCAAGGCGGACGUCCUCAUUGCCGCCUGCAUCGUCGUGUCGGAUCAGUGCAUCGAGGGUUUCGAUGCCUCCGGCCCAGACGUCAUCAACAUGGCCCUCAGGUGCGCCGGGCUGGCCGCCAGGCACCCCGACGCCUACCGCUUCGUCUUCUCCUGGUGCAACAUCUCCAGCCGCAUAGACGACGCCCUGCGCCUCCUCGCCGCGUUGCACGAACCGCAAAGGUUGCGCCGCUCUGACGCCAUUAUUAAGCUCGUCCAUAUGCUUAACUAUGAACCGCCGUCCCGUGAAAGAGAUGUGUGGCUUGUGUGGCGGCUCGCAGAAGCUUCUUUUCGCCGUCGUCCCCGCAGCGCGCCGCAACUGCACACCAACUUGCUCAACCGGACGCUCCAGGACACCAUCCACGGGUACUACCUCCAGGCCCUUGCCCUGCUGCCACCAGGCUCUCGCUUCCACCGCAGCCUGAUUAAGGCCGGCUACUGCUACGGCCCGUUCGACCCCGUCUCCAACAUCAUCAUCAACACCAUCUGGUAUGAUGCCAAUUUCCCACCCUCCAUGAAACUCGAGCUGGAUGUCAUGGGCACGCGGAGCCUCCACAGGGUGGAGAACCGCUCCUUGUACGGCAUGGUCUCCUUCCUCUGCACACGUUACCAUGAACUUGAUUUCCAUCAAGCCGUGCGCUGCCUGCUCCAGGCAGAUGCCAACCUUGUGCUCGCUGAUCCCAACCUUGUGACUGAUACUAACCUUGUCUACGACUUUGGUAUCGUGAGAGAUGUGCUGAGGCAUGGACCAGCCUCUGCCUUUCGUUGCAAGCUCCAAACUCAAGCCCCCCCCAACACUGGUCUCACUGUAGGACACCCGGACACUGGUAUUGAGGAAGCCUUCUUGGCCGCCGCCACCGCGGCCUGUCACCCCAACCCAGACGCUCAAGCACAGCUUCUCACUUCUUGUUGCAAGGUGGACCCGAGUCCUGUCUUGUCUCUGCUGCCUAUUGACUCUCACAAGCUCUCCUUUCAAGAUUUAAGCCUGCUUGCCAGGUUUCUAUCUUGCAAUCCCCUCUAUGAGUAUGACAAGGCACUUCCACUUCCCCCAGUCCCCCUCAAAUGUUACCCACGUGCAGAGCUAGCGAGCCUGUAUACAGUCAUCUCCAAGGAGGUCAAUGCUCUGCUGAAUAAAUAUCAACAGAUGCCAAACGGGGAUCCCAAGUUCAAGCUUCAUAUGAUUUGUGUUGUGAAUGAUCGGGUCCGCGGCCCUGCUCCAUGGCCUCCUCAUCGCCAUGGCCACUCUCACGUCAACUUCGUGGCUACUUCCAAAAGCCCUGGUGGUGAAGCUCCUACUUUAUUUUUUGCUGAAAUUAAUGCUGACAACCGAAGCAUGUCCUUCUGUUGCCCUGUGGAUCUGCCGCCGCCAUGUGCUGCGCAAAUUCCUUGUAUUUACUGUGAAUCCAUGGGGACUCGAAUUGUGCAUCCGGUCGGGAUACACUUCACUGGGCGUGACUCGGAGUUUGAGAACAUGGCCUGUGAAAAAGACCCCCUUGGGUGUGUGUAUGCAACCAUGAGAAUCAUCAACCAUAGGCGUGGCAUGGCGGAGAGCGUCCAUGUUAACGUGAAAGAAGAUAGCCUCUAUGAUGGCAUGGAUGGGCACAAGAGUAAGUAUGACAUCGAGACGGGUUCCUUGAGCAUGAAAGAAUACGUGUUAUUGAUACCAGCUUUGAUAUGACCCCUUGUGAUAUAAAUACCGAGGUCAUUGUUGUUUUGCCUGAAGCCGGUGUUGUCCAAAAAUACGCUACAUAUACAUCGGAAUACCUGAUGACAAGUUACAACGAUGAACAAGAAUUACUCGUUAUUCCUGUGAAGCACACUACAUGGUUCCAGCUAGAAGGGCUGAGAGAGGACAAGAAAUUCUACGUGUUUCCAGGCAAAAAUGCAUGCACGUACAAAUAUUUUGGAGGGCUUGGUUUGCAUGAUACACACGAAGGUUCAUGUUCAUUAAUAGAUGAUCAAGGCAUUAAGGAGAAGGUUGCAGAUUUCCUAUUUCUAUUCUUCCCACACAAAGAGAAGUUCCAGGCAGAAGCGAGCAGGACGUGUGAUGCAUGGCGUUUACUUUCCUUGAAAGAAGUCGGUUGGGGUCCACCUGAAGAUCGAGAUGCACUAGAAGAUGCAUGGCGCACCAAUCCAAUUAGAGUCCAUAAUCAUCCCGAUGGUAGAGUCCAAAUUAGGUUAAAGUUUCCUUUUAUUUUAUUGUUUGGCCGUGUAAGUCGUAUAGGGAUAUAUUUGUUUUUUUUAGACUUGUUAUAACGUGUGUGCGAGAGGGCAAUAGGCCAAUUAGUGUCCGGCUAUUAUAUAUAGCUAUGGGGCGUUCAUUGUACGGGCAGGUGAUAUUUUUAUGAAAUAGACACGAUGUGUUUUUCAGGGUA